UUUAUUUUUUUGUCAAUAAAAAAAUAAAACAAACUAGAAGGAACACAUGAUUUCUAGAAGGCGCUCCAGAGUUCUUCAGCUAACAAUAAACCCACCGAUUUUACACCAAUUCCUACUUUUUUUUUCCAAUCAUAUUUUCUGCCAUUCUGCAUCGAUUUUAAUGUUCAUGUAUUGUAUUCAUCCAGAAGCUCGAAAUUCAGUGUGACGAACGAGGAAAAAAGAAGAUGGCAGGAUACCGAUGGAAAACCUUCUUCGAAGAAGAGGAUCGUCCAGAGAAGCCAAGGAGGUUCGGCGUCACCGAAAUGAGGGGACCUCAUUUUUCUCUUCUCUCCCAAAACCAUCUCCAGGAUGUUUUUGAGUCAAUGGGACAAUUUGUUGACGGAUUGAAAUUUGCCGGAGGCUCUCAUAGUUUGAUACCUAAAAGUUACAUCAAAGAAGUAACUGAAAUGGCGCAUAAGCACAAUGUGUACGUAAGCAGCGGUGACUGGGCUGAACACCUUCCGCGAAAAGGUCCCUCUGCUUUUCAAGACUAUAUCGAGGAAUGUAAGCGAUUAGGGAUUGAUACUAUUGAGAUUGAUGCUGGAUCGCUUGGAGUACCCGAAGAUGUGCUCUUGAGAUAUGUGAGGCUGGUUAAAAGUGGUGGCCUUAGAGCUAAGCCCUUAUUUGCUGUUAAAUUUAACAAGUCGGAUAUACCCUCAAAAAGAGACAGGGCAUUUGGAUCUUAUGUGGUCCCCACACCUCGAACUUCAGAGCUUGUUGAGGAUGUGGAUCUUUUGAUUAGAAAGGCAGAGAGAUGCCUUGAAGCAGGGGCAGACAUGAUAAUGAUCGAUGCUGACGGUGUGUGCAGACAGGCUGAUUCAAUGAGGGCCGAUAUUAUUGCAAAAGUUGUCAGCCGUUUAGGGCUUGAGAAGACAAUGUUCGAAGCAUCAAAUCCCAAGACAUCUGAGUGGUUCAUCAAACAAUAUGGUCCAAGGGUGAAUCUUUUUGUUGAUCAUUCUCAAGUAAUGGAUCUGGAGUGUCUUAGAGGUCGUAACCUGGGCAGGGAUCAUGCAUCUGUUCUUGGUUCAUCGUAUUUCCUACUUUAAGCUGCGGUUCGUAUUGGAAAAAUCGUUGUCUGAAGGAAUAGAAAUGCUUUAUAGUUUGUAUUAAAUAGUCGAAUUUGGUUUAUGUUAAAUUUGCAUUUGAUCGCUUAAACGUCAUGCAUUUCUCAUGGGGUUAAUAGUGUGUAUAUAUUCUGAUAUCAAGAUCAUAUAUAUAUAUGUGUCAUCUACCGUUGGAUCUGCAUUGGAUUAAAGUUUAAUGUUUAUAGCAUUGACUAUUGAUGUGCCUCUAUGAAAUACCGGUGUGUGUAUGAUUUUGACAGACAUUUUUCUUUAAUGUGAUCCAUCUAUGUGUUUAAUAU
Molecule: messenger RNA, 1402 nt
Organism: Erythranthe guttata (spotted monkey flower)
Lineage: Eukaryota; Viridiplantae; Streptophyta; Magnoliopsida; Lamiales; Phrymaceae
Gene: HSA32
Product: Aldolase-type TIM barrel family protein
Source: RefSeq, a predicted model, not a curated record